AUGGUUGCUAAAGACUUUACCUUCCCGUCGCAGACCAACAUUGACUUAUUUGCUAAGCAAUCCGGCCCUCUCGUUCAAUCCGGUCAGCGUAUCGACUUCUGGACCUCUCUCAACACCACCUCUGGGACCAAGUUUUUCCAAGGACCAUGCAACUCUCCAAGUACAGGAGCAGUCCGUAUCAAGAUGUACCUCACACACGGCGCGACUUCGGUUGGCGCUCUCGGUAUUAACGCUCAAGGAGCGACUGUAUUUACCACUGAUCCAUGGAUGAACACCGAGGAUGAUCAGACUGCCACCGCAACCAUGAUUGAUCAGAUCCUCAAGGCCGCAAAGAACAGCACGAUCCUUACCCCAAGCGAUAAAAGCCUCACCGGUGCAUCCAUGGUUGCGGCCAAAAGUUUCGCCCAAGGCUCUCAUUUUGUUGGAACCGCCAUCAUGGGCGAGAUAAACGAUGGUUCGGCCGUUGUCGACACAAAUACCAAAGUCUUCGGAACAGACAACAUCUUUGUGGUUGAUGCUUCCAUCCACCCUGAUCUACCGACUGGAAACACUCAGGCUAUGGUCAUGGUUGUUGCAGAACAUGCUGUGGCCAAGAUUAUUGCUCUUGGUGCGUCAACCGCUUCCAACUCGACCACUUCUCCUACUUCAUCUGCUGCUCCAUUUGCGAACACCACUGUCCCUCAAACUGGUGCCGUGAUCCCAUUGGUCUCGGCCGUUGCUACGCCAGUUCCAGUCGCCGAUGAUGACGACUGCUGA
Molecule: messenger RNA, 756 nt
Organism: Cadophora gregata
Lineage: Eukaryota; Fungi; Ascomycota; Leotiomycetes; Helotiales; Ploettnerulaceae
Exons: 1
Coding region: 1-756 (251 amino acids)
Molecular function (GO): oxidoreductase activity, acting on CH-OH group of donors
Source: RefSeq, a predicted model, not a curated record